Manihot esculenta (cassava) is the source of this 2610-nucleotide messenger RNA. RefSeq names its product vignain. The coding region runs from base 1371 to 2453 and encodes 360 amino acids. Gene Ontology annotation, cellular component: lysosome. The record is from RefSeq and is a predicted model, not a curated record. NCBI's taxonomy places the organism in Eukaryota, Viridiplantae, Streptophyta, Magnoliopsida, Malpighiales, Euphorbiaceae. The transcript has 5 exons. Gene Ontology annotation, molecular function: cysteine-type endopeptidase activity.
AUUGUAGUUAAGAUGAAAGCAUUUGGAAGUUAGCGCAUCACCAUGCUCCAGCUAAGUUUCCCACCACCAAGAGAAUUACGAAUCACAGCCAAGAAUGGUUGUUUCAACUUGGAAGUUAGCGCAUCACCAUGCUCCAGCUAAGUUUUCUCUCACCAUUUAAUUUUUAAUGCCACAUUCUCAUCUUUCUGCUUGUAGAUUAUGAUGGCUUAAUUGUUCAUUAUGAAAAUGGGGUAUUAUUAUGGAUUUAUAGGUGCAUGAUGAGGAGUAACUGAAGUAGUUUGUACAAAGCAGUUAUUUGGAUAAAAAUUCAAUUCAAAAUUCUUUUUAUUGAAUUUUUUUCAAACAAAAUUCUUCUUCGAAAUAAAAGAAUUUAAAAUUUUUUAUUAUAUGUAUAGAGAUGAAAUCAAGAAUGAUUUUAUAAGAAUUCAUUUGUAUUCUUUUUUUGCAAAAUUAUUCAUAUCAAAUGAGGUAAAAAAAUGCAAUCUAAACAAGUUUGGAUCAUUUCCUCUUCUGGAUUUUUCAUUACAUCAGGAAAACCUCUAUAAUUAGCAAUCUAAACAAGUUUAGCAAGGGAUCCCUCUUCCGUUGAUGGUAAGUUGAGGGUUAAAUUUUAAGUAUUGAUAUCGAUAGGCAAGAAAGCAAGCACCACUGGUACCUAUCAGCGAACAAAAUGAACAUUUUGGUUGAAGCUUUUUCCAGUUUCUUUCUGGUUUACCCCCCAAUUCUGGGAAAGGUGGCCCCUCAUAUGCAAAUGGCAUGCAUCUAUACCGCCAUUUCAUACUUGGUCAUGAUCUGAAAACUAAAGUACAUGGCCGUUUCCCUCGUUCCAUCAUAACCAUGGAAAGAUUUUGCAAUUUUUCCAAAUGGAUCGAAGAUAGUUAUCAGCGACUUUGCUUCCUACUUGGAAAAAUCGUGGCUCAAAGAGUCUACUCCAUGCACGUAAUGCCCAUUCUCAUCACCUCUUUGUUUUCCUACUCUACUUCAACAAGAUGACGUAAUAGCGUGUUGUUCAUGUAAAAGCUCAUCCCUUGCCUUUAUCCUUUCUUCAUUUGUAUUUCUCGUAUAGGUAAAUAUCAAUCCAUACAGCUCCUUCCCAUUAAUAUUCUCGAACCUUAUUAUCAAAAAUUUUAAAAAAAAAAAAAAAGAAAAAGAAAAAAUUCUCGCACCCAAUCUCCAUAUCAUCUUCUAUUAAUUUUAUCUGAUUGUUCGAUGCCCAUAAGAACUUCUAACUUCUUCAUUUAUUGCUCUUUGUUUGGUUUAUUAAUUUCGUAGUCUUUCUUCUGUUAUUCGUCUUUUAUUUCUCUAUAUAACGCAGCACCUGAGUUCUUUACUUCCCAUCAAGCGUUGAGUUUUUUUUGGCCCUAAAAAAUAUGGCAAUGAAGAGGUUUCUACUUGUUGCUCUAUCAAUUACUUUGGUUCUAAGAAUUGCAGAGAGUUUUGAUUUCAAUGAAAAUGAUUUGGCAUCUGAGGAAAGUUUGUGGGAUUUGUACGAGAGAUGGAGGAGUUACCACACUGUUUCCAGGAGUCUCAAUGAGAAACACAAGCGUUUCAAUGUUUUCAAGCACAAUGUCAUGCAUGUUCACAACACUAACAAGCUGGAUAAGCCUUAUAAACUGAAGCUGAACAAGUUUGCAGACAUGACCAGCUAUGAAUUUAGGAGCAUUUAUGCUAGCUCAAAUGUCAAACAUCACAGGAUGUUUCGAGGGCUGCCACAGGGAAACGGGAGCUUCGUGUAUGAGAAGGUGGAAACCGCCCCUCCCUCCAUUGAUUGGAGAAAGAAAGGUGCGGUUACAGGCGUUAAGGACCAAGGCCAAUGUGGUAGUUGUUGGGCAUUUUCAGCCAUCGCAGCAGUUGAGGGCAUUAAUCAAAUCAAGACUAAUAAGCUAGUGUCUUUGUCCGAGCAAGAGUUGGUGGACUGUGACACUGAGUGCGGAGGAUGUAAUGGAGGGCUAAUGGAUUAUGCAUUUGAGUUCAUUAUGCAACAUGGAGGCAUAACAACUGAGGCUAAUUACCCUUACAAAGCUGAGGACGAAAUUUGUAAUGUUUUGAAGGAGAAUUCACCAGCAGUUUCUAUUGAUGGGUAUGAGAAGGUUCCUGAAAAUAAUGAGAAUGCGUUACUUGAAGCAGUGGCAAAGCAGCCUGUAUCUGUGGCCAUAGAUGCUGGAGGUUCAGAUUUCCAGUUCUACUCGGAGGGGGUGUUUACUGGAAGUUGUGGAACAGAGCUGGAUCAUGGAGUUGCAGUCGUGGGUUAUGGAACAACACUUAGUGGAACUAAGUACUGGAUUGUGAAGAAUUCCUGGGGAGCAGAAUGGGGAGAGAAGGGUUACAUAAGGAUGCAGCGUGGCAUCUCAGAGAAAGAGGGACUCUGUGGUAUAGCAAUGGAGGCUUCUUAUCCCAUUAAGAACUCAAAUAAUCCUGCAGAAGUUCAAUCUUCUGCCAAGGAUGAACUAUAAACAACAUAUGCCGUCAUGGAGUUUGCUUGGCAGUUCAGCCGCAUGUCUCUCUGAUUGAAUGGCUGCAAUGACGGAAAGAUUCCAGUAUGGUGUAUCAGUUGAACACUUUCUUUUCUCUUGUUUCCUGUUUGAACGUGAAUAAAAUCUUUCAAGAUUA